GUAGUGCAAAGCUUACCUAGUAGCUUCAAGGUCGAGCUUCUUUCAAUGAUUUCGUAACUUUUACAUCUUAUUCUUCAGCUUCCGUCAUUUCGAUAACCACUUCUAACGGUAGCACGUUUGAAUUGGCCACCCGUGACAAUGGCUACCGCGGAUAAUCCUCUUCUCCUGCUACGCCAAGCAAUCACCCAGAAAAAGACGAUUUUCCCAACCGCGUCCGACGACGAAUCCGCUGAAGAAGUUCCCUUGUCGCAAGCAACGCAUCUCACCUUCCUACUACCCUCUCGUGUCUCCGUCCCCCUCGAUUCCCAGACUAGAUUCUCCUCCCAUGAGACAUUCGUCAACCUGCGCAGCAUUUACUUUGCCUGGCUGAACCGAGAAAACGCGAUCCCGGAGUACAAUGCAUCCGUCGCGCAGCUCAACGAGGAGCUUGGUGACAAGGGCCAAGUUCGCAAUCUCCUCUUCGUCGAACGAUUGGAUCUGAUCACAUGGUUAGAAGGAGCUAGCGAUCACACCGAAUACAUCAAGUUUCUAGCCAGUGACAAAGAUGCUUCAACCUCGGUCGCUGCUCUGGCGUCUAAGGGAGCAACCGCCCCUGCAGCUUCUACAGGAUUAGGAAGAUCUGGAAAGGGUUCGAUCGACCCGCGACUUGCGAUUACGCUUAGUGGGGAGCGAAAGAUGGGCAAUCGGAACAGCGUGCUUCGAGGCAUCAAGCCUACGGACUUCUCUCACGUACGCAAACUUGCCGCACCGUUGAUGUCUAAGAAAUCACAAUCCGCUUCAGCAUCAAGCAUCCCGAGCAAUCCUACGCUGGCGACGCACAAGAAACCGCGCCGACCCGACCCGAUCAUCCUUCUCUCCCCUUCCGCCUCCUCCCUCCUUCGCAUGACGAACAUCAAGUCCUUCCUCGAGAACGGCCAGUACGUCCCUCCGAACUCGUUGUCUGCUAGUUCUAGCACGGGUGCGAGCAUGUUACACAUCAACCGUCUGAUCAAGGAUAUCGACCCGAACCGACCUAUGAGAUUUAUUCUCGUCGAAGGUCCUGAGCAAUUCAAGCCGGAGUACUGGAACCGCGUAGUCGCCGUCUUCACCACUGGCCAGAGCUGGCAGUUCAAGAAUUACAAGUGGAGCAACCCCACCGAACUUUUCCGUCACGUUCUCGGCGUCUACGUCGGCUGGCGAGCUGACAAACCCCCCGAGGCCGUCCGCAACUGGGGACAUCGCGUUAUGAGCGUCGGCAUAGAUCCUUGGAAGGAGCCGGUGCAGGGUUCCAUCGACUCGACUCGAUGGAGAGACAGGGAGAUUGUGGAACACAUCUGGAAGACGAUCGAGGGCAAUAUGAGAAACAAGGGUUGGCGACGAGAUCAAGCUCCCACGUCGAUAUGAGAACGAUCAACUGCGAUCUUAUCCUACACUCUCACCAAGACCCGGAUCUAAGCCCCGAAAGACCAACAUCGAGAACGCUUCAAGGUAGUCCGGGCUUUGGAUGGUCUUGUCCGGCCAUGAAUCUACUUGUUCUCCGCGACCUUCUUAUGGCGCGCAAGCACUAAGGUUGUAAUUUGCUAUUUCUGUACUACUAAGGACAAAAAGGACCUAUCUGAUCGAGCAACGGUCCAUCAUGAAGGCGUUGGGAUUUUUAUAAGCUGCGCAAUGAAGCCUACAGAUGAUGGCUUUUCUACCUGGGUACAAGAAGAUGUCGUGUUGGUAGCAUAGCACCGGCGAACGGUUAAUGAAAUGAUAUCAUAAGCAUAAUGUUUUGCUGUCUAAAUCUACCUAGUGUUAAAUGUGGUGUAGAUGAGCUUGGCCGAAGGAUAUCGUCUCAAUUGACAACUCUAGACAGACCCAAAAUCGGAUUAGUAUUCAAAUCUCGAGUAUACUCAAAUUCGAUAAUCAGAUAGACUAAAUUUCGGCGUUACUUCGCCGGCGAAUAUAGUGAGCUCAGCUGUGAAGAUUCGCGCGAUAGGCGCCGUAGAUCACAACUACGCCAAA
Messenger RNA from Annulohypoxylon maeteangense, 1986 nucleotides. Its product is annotated as CDC73-domain-containing protein. The coding region runs from base 139 to 1383 and encodes 414 amino acids. The transcript is spliced from 2 exons. NCBI's taxonomy places the organism in Eukaryota, Fungi, Ascomycota, Sordariomycetes, Xylariales, Hypoxylaceae. Gene Ontology annotation, cellular component: Cdc73/Paf1 complex. Gene Ontology annotation, biological process: transcription elongation by RNA polymerase II; positive regulation of transcription elongation by RNA polymerase II. Gene Ontology annotation, molecular function: RNA polymerase II complex binding. The record is from RefSeq and is a predicted model, not a curated record.